Drosophila mauritiana is the source of this 2726-nucleotide messenger RNA. RefSeq names its product golgin subfamily A member 2. Gene Ontology annotation, cellular component: Golgi apparatus; cis-Golgi network; Golgi cis cisterna. Gene Ontology annotation, biological process: Golgi organization. Lineage: Eukaryota; Metazoa; Arthropoda; Insecta; Diptera; Drosophilidae. The coding region runs from base 139 to 2538 and encodes 799 amino acids. The transcript is spliced from 4 exons. The record is from RefSeq and is a predicted model, not a curated record.
GGUCCUACUCAACUUCAGACCUGUUAUCAACAUUCAGAAUUUGCCACUUUUUCUUAGCUUAAUUUAUAUAUUUGGCUCGCCUUCCGAACCGAGCUUACUCCAGGUGUGGCAAAGGUGCCGCUGCUGACCCCGAAGGACAUGCCCGAUGACACGCAGGAUGCUAAGGCUCAGAAGUUGGCCGCAGCAAGGAAAAAGCUGAAGGAGUACCAGCAGCGCGCCAGCAACAACAAUGGGCAGCCUGGAACUGAGGAGACGGUGUCCGCCACCACGCAAUCGCACUCGUCCACUGUGAGCAUAUCCAGCAAUCUGUCGGAACGCUCGGACAGCGAGAUAAAUGUGAACGGAGGAGGAGCAGGUGGGACUCAGCCGCCGGAGCAGUCUGUCCUGCCCACACCCGCUUCUUAUUUUGCCCAAAACGAGUCGGAACACAAUGGCGGACUGGCAGAUGCCUCUAGCUUGCAGGCCAUCCAGGUGAUCAUCGCUGAAAAGGCCCAGCUCAAUGCGGAGCUGACCAAGGUUCGCCUGUCUUGCCGGGAACGUGAGCUAGAGCUGGAGGAGCUUCGCACCCUUAAGGAUCAGAAUCAAUUGCGUCUGGAGCAGCUACAACAGCACUGCCAGGAUCAACAGUCGACCGGCGAGCAGCAGCGACAGCAGUACGCGCAACUCCAGGCACAACUGCUACAAUCGCAAGCACAAAUCAAGGACCAACAGUCGCAUCUCAACGAACUGGAGGCCCAGCUGAAGCAGAGCAACCAGCGGCACGAGGAACUGCAGCAACAGCUUUCCCAAAAAUCGAACGAACUCGAGAUGGCCCAGCUGAAGCUGCGGCAGCUCUCAGACGAGUCUAGCGUCACCACAGACAACCGAGUGGAGUCGCUGGUGCAAACACAAUACAUGUACGAGCAACAAAUACGCGACCUCCAAGCGAUGGUGGGUCAACUAACGCAGGACAAGGAGCAGGCAGCUGGUCAGUAUCAAAACUAUGUGCAGCAUCAGAGCGGCGAAAUCGCCAAGCUCAACGAACGAAACACGGAACUCUCAGAGGAACUGAACUCACUAAGGGAGCGGGAAAGCCAGCUGGUGGAGCACGUGGGCGCCCUGGAGCGGGACAUACAAAAGAAUAUCAGCCUGCAGGCCCAAUUUAAAGAGGCCAGUCAGGUGCAGCCAUCCAACGAAGAAACCAGCGAGCAGAAAGCCUUGAAAGAUGAACUGGCUGUCUUGAAAGAGCGGAUCGAAAACUUCGAGUUUGAGCGCCACGAAUUCCAGCUGAAGAUCAAGUCGCAGGACGAUCAGCUGCAGCUAAAGGACUCGGCUUUAGACGAUUUGGAAAAGCAACUCGAACGCUUGCAAUCUGAGCAGCCCGAUCAGUCCAAGCUGUUGGCCACCAUGGAGUCGGACAAAGUGGCCGCAUCGCGUGCCCUGACCCAGAACGUAGAGAUGAAAAACCAGUUGGACGAACUGCAGCAACGAUUUGUCCAGUUGACAAACGACAAAGCCGAGCUGGUCAUCCGCUUGGAUUCAGAAGAGUUUGCCAACCGAGAAAUCCGCCAGAACUACAACAGCAUGGAGCAAAGGCUACACGCAAAUGAGGAGCGCUUUAAGUUUAAGGAUGAGGAAAUGAUUAGACUAUCGCACGAGAACGUGGAACUACAACGUCAGCAGUUAAUGUUGCAACAGCAGCUGGAUCGUCUCCGGCAUUAUGAGGCCAAAGCGUAUCACGCCAGUGAGGAAAACGAAAAAGGGAAUGGAGCAGAUGCACCAGAAAACGAAGCGGAGGAAGCGAAGGAAGUUGGUCUUUUGCAUAAUCAUUCGCACGAUCACUCUCAUGAGCAUUCCGACGGCCAUUGUCAUGAUAAUGACCACGAUCAUUCCCAUGAUCAUAGCCAUCAUAAUACUGAUGAUCAUGGUCAUCCACAUGAUCAUCCGCAUGAUCAUCCACACGAUCACACACAUGAUCAUUCACAUAGCCAUCCACACGAUCAUCAGCAUGAUCAUCCACAUGAUCACGGCCAGAACCACGACCGCAGACAAGCAGCUGAAACGCUGCCCACCGCAGAGGCCGUGGAACGCUUGCAAUCGCGUUUCACCACACUGAUCAGCCAGGUCGCCGACUUGACGGAGGAGAAGCACAGCCUGGAGCAUCUGGUGCUCCAGCUGCAGAGCGAAACCGAAACGAUUGGGGAGUACAUUGCCCUCUAUCAAACGCAGCGACGCAUGCUAAAGCAGCGUGAGUACGAGAAGGCCGCCCAAAUGCGUCUCCUGCAAGCGGAGCGAGAGCAGCUGCGCGAGAAGAUUGAGGCACUGAACAAGCUGGUGGUCAGUUUGGGCGUGGAGCUACCCGCAGAUGCCGCCCAGGCAAAGCAACCAGAAGCGGCCGCAAGUACCGAACACACUCCUAGCGAAGGUGAAAACUCGCAACAGAUCAUCAACAAGAUACAGGACAUUAUCAGCGAGAUCAAGGAGAACACGGAGCAGCCGAGCCACAACCAUGCAGGCGACCAUCUCAACUGUUGUCUGGGCAAGUUCGAGGUAGUCUAAAAGAAGUGCAAUUAUCGCCUGCUUACGUAUAAUCAUUACCCUUUUGCUACUGUAUUUAAUUGUAAUUGUACUUUGUUCUUCAGAGUCUUUUGUAAAUGUUUCCAACAACUUUGUGCGAAUAAACUUAGUUUGCAUUUAAGAGGAAUCUAUAAAAAUAGUCCCCCUAAAGCGUAUUAAAAACAAAUCAA